CACUCAUACGUCACACAAUAAAGAGGUUGUGAUCAGAUCGAAACCAUUGUAACCUUCAAAGGAAAGCGCAUGGCAACGAUCUUAACAAGUAGACUACAUGAUUGACUUUGGUGUUUUACUUCGUAUUUAAGUUGACAAAGGGCAUUUGACCGACCAAACUUAAAGGGCGUGGCAUCAGCCUACCUGGGGAGUGUACAAUUUCACUUCCUGUAUCUCCCAGGUUGAGUCACUCACCUGGCUGUGGCAGGAUUGACUCACGCAAUUCAAUUCAUAAAGACAUCAAAGGGUUCCUUAUAUUGAAGGUUGAGGACUGCUAGACCAACAUCGAAGGACUAUAUUCUUUGCCCGAUCCAAUUGGACCUUUUUCUUUGAUACAACAAUGACUGUACCACAGGCAGCACUUCACGCAGGGCCGAUAUGUCUCCUUCUAUUGAUGUUCACAUUCUUGGCGGACGGACAAAACUUCGGGGAGCAAUGUUUGGCGAAAUACAAACAAGGUCGCGUCAACUUCAUCCUGGACGCCGACGGCUCCGUGAAGGACGGGGCGACGUUCCUCUCUUCGCCGAAGGUCGGGCGCUACAAGGAUUGCGUCCUCUCCUGCUGUAAGGACUCCAAGUGCAACGUCGCCUUCAUGGAGCGUGGAGCCGAGGACGGCCUGAUCAACUCGUGCUUUCUGUUCGACUGUUUGUACAAUAUGAAGUACGUCUGUCGCUUUGUCGGGAAGGCCGGCUACUUCAACUACUUUCUGAACUCGGUGUACGAGAGCGACCUGGCUGUGGAAAGCAACCCUAGCCUAGAAGAUAAUCCACCGGUGGCCAACGGGGGCUCCGCCCGAGUGGUGCAGCCCCAGGAUGGGGUGACGUUGAACGGCAUCGAGAGCCACGACGAUAACGGCAUCGAGACCUUCCAAUGGCAGUUGGUGACGGGGAACCCCUAUGCUGUCAUAGAGAAAACACCCUACAAAGACGCGAUUUCGGUGAGCAACCUGACGUCUGGGAUUUACAAGUUCCGGCUCACGGUCGUAGACACUAUCGGGCAGUCAGACUCCACCAUUGUCACCGUGCUGGUCCUCAACCCCGAGCAAUCCAAGGACCACUGUAUGUCACCGGUUAAGGUGGGGCCGUGCCGUGGCCAUUUCCCCCGCUGGCAAUAUAACGGUGCCUCUCAGAGAUGUGAAGAGUUCAUCUACGGUGGCUGCAGAGGGAACCUCAACAACUACCUCACCCGCGACGAGUGCACCAACGCGUGUGAGGGCUCAGAUGGCGGUUCAAAAGCCUCCAGAGGUUUACCAAUUCCAUCAUCAUUACCAAAAGGAGAGAAAUGUGGGGUCCCAUGUUCUGAGGACGAGUUCACCUGUGCCAACGGCUGCUGUCUGGAGGCGGGCCUGGACUGUGACAAGGAAGAACAGUGCAGCGACGGUUCAGACGAGAAGAACUGCGAGAACUUGAAAGACAAAUUUGAGACGCUUCUGCAGAUCCCAGUCGACGAGAAGAAAGCUCGCUGCACCGAGUCCCCAGUGACGGGCGACUGCAGAAACAGCUUCACCAGGUGGUACUACAACCCUGUGAUGCGCAGCUGCGCCGCCUUCAACUACGGAGGCUGCCGCGGAAACGAAAACCGAUUUUUGUCCAAAGAGGAAUGUAUGAAAAUGUGCGAAGGAGUGACAGAAGCUGACGUUUUUGCCAGAAGAGACCCACUUCACGGUGGCAUCGGAGAGGCCCACACAGGGGUCUUGGCCAUCGCCGUCCUACUGGGCAUCGCCAUCCUCGCCCUGCUGGUAGUGCUGGGCUACUGCUUCUGGAAGGGCAAGAAGAAGACGGUCAAGCACCAGCGAGUGGCCAAUGGCACCCAGGCGCUCCCCUUGGUAGACACGGACACGCUGGUGUACAACAGCACAACCAAGCCCAUCUGAUCCAACCUCCUCCCUCGGCCCCGUAAUCAGAGCAUGCGUUGGGCAACCAUAAGCUACAUCAGGCGGGGGAGGGCGCGGCGGGGGAACCACAUUGAACUUUUAUUUUUUUAACGGUGCGUUGGAAUUUUUUUAAGGGCGGUGCCGAUGGCAUCAGCCUUCUUGUACAGUUUAAACCCUGAUGUAACACACACACACACACACACACACACACACACACACACACACACACACACACACACACACACACACACACACACACACACACACACACACACACACACACACACACACACACACACACACACACACACACACACACCCCUUACCCUUUUGAAGCGAGCAUUUUUCAAUGUGUUUGGUUUUUUGUUGCUGCGACAUGAGCGUUGUUUCUGCGGUAGUUGUUCAGCUAUGUACUCGGGAUAAUUGGGAUAUCGGACAGGGAUGUUAUUUGUCUUAAAAUGGCUUAACACUGUGUUGUCUGUUAAUCUUCUGAUUAGUUUGUCAAUUUUCUUCAGUGUUUUUAUCAAGUUAAAGGACUUUGGAGCCCAUUGAGCUCAGAACUUCAGGAGAGAAUCAAAUUUAUACUCGUAUAUCUUUUUUAGAGUGGGUAGUGCAUAUUCGAAGUCAUAACAUCAGAUCACAAGCGAAGUGGCGUGAAACUCGUUUGGGUACUAAAUGUUCCGACAUUACUGAAUUCUUGCUUUGACAGUUAUGCCACCCUUUUACAGCACAUCUCCUCAAAAGAUCACAGGAAGGAGUACAAGUUCUUUGGUUUGGGAAUAUUCACAGUUUUGUGUAAAGUGUAAAUACCGACAUCCAUUGGUCUUUGUUAACUUAAUGAAAUCCCAGCCACUUCAAAGUUUGUGAUUACUUGUUUUAGUUUUUAUUUCAUGAACUAUAUUCAAUGUGAUGUUUGCAUUGUGAUGAAAAAAUAAUUAUUUUUGAAAGUAGGCUUACAUUUGUAUGUAAAAUGUGGCUUUGAAACCAUACACGUUUGUUAAUACAUUAUUGACCAACCUUUAUUUGUGAAACAGUCUCACCAUUCACUUUAAGUUAGCUUUGUAUAUAUUGCAUAGUUUUUAUAUCUGUUUAAGAUGUAUGCAAUGAGUUCUAUGCUGAAUAAAAAGUAAAUUCAAAAAGUCA
This is a messenger RNA of Gadus morhua (Atlantic cod), 3055 nucleotides long. It is a transcript of the gene spint1a, whose product is annotated as serine peptidase inhibitor, Kunitz type 1 a. The record is from RefSeq and is a predicted model, not a curated record. Gene Ontology annotation, molecular function: protein binding; serine-type endopeptidase inhibitor activity. Gene Ontology annotation, biological process: epithelium development; extracellular matrix organization; epidermis development. Gene Ontology annotation, cellular component: plasma membrane. Lineage: Eukaryota; Metazoa; Chordata; Actinopteri; Gadiformes; Gadidae. The coding region runs from base 380 to 1912 and encodes 510 amino acids. The transcript is spliced from 11 exons.